Molecule: messenger RNA, 1615 nt
Organism: Notodromas monacha
Lineage: Eukaryota; Metazoa; Arthropoda; Ostracoda; Podocopida; Cyprididae
Source: the annotation of a GenBank genome assembly
GCUUUUGUUCCUCUUAUUUUUUUGCUCAGGAAAACUCUUUCAGUAGAUCGAAAUGUAUAUGCGCGCUUCGCAAAUCCUGCAGGCUAAUGCUCUGCUUCGUGUGCCCUUCGUACGCAUGUCAGCAGCCGCGUUGCCAAAACCCAAUCCGAACCCCGAAGUGCAUCAUACAAAAAUUUUUAUCGAUAACGAAUGGCACAAUUCGGAAUCGGGCAAAACUUUCCCUACAUUGAAUCCGGCCACAGGAAAGAAAAUCGUUGACGUGCAGGAGGGAGACAGAGCCGAUGUCGCGAAAGCUAUUAAGGCUGCCCGUAGAGCUUUCGAUUUCGAUUCUCCUUGGCGUAAGAUGGACGCGUCUCGUCGUGGAGAGCUUUUGAACAAGUUAGCCGAUUUGAUGGAACGGGAUAUUGUACAACUGGCUAGUUUGGAAACACUCGACAAUGGCAAACCGUUCAGCCAAGCAGUUGCAGGUGAUCUUCAACUCAGCAUCAAAUGCCUCCGUUACUACGCUGGUUGGGCAGACAAAAAUCAUGGGAAGGUCAUUCCCAUUGAAGGCGAUUUCUUCACGUAUACGCGGCAUGAACCCGUUGGGGUAUGUGGUCAAAUAAUCCCUUGGAAUUUUCCUAUCCUGAUGCUGGCUUGGAAGUUGGGCCCUGCCUUAUCAAUGGGGAACACCGUGGUCAUGAAACCCGCCGAACAGACUCCGCUUACCGCCUUGUACAUAGCUAAUCUGAUCAAAGAGGCCGGUUUUCCGAAGGGGGUUGUGAACAUUGUUCCGGGAUACGGCCCCACUGCCGGAGCAGCGAUUGCCGAAAGCAUGAAAGUGGAUAAAGUUGCAUUCACAGGCUCCACGGAUGUGGGUCACAAGAUUAUGCAAGCCGCGGCGGCGUCCAACAUGAAACGAAUUACUCUGGAGCUGGGAGGCAAAUCCCCGAACAUUGUUUUGGCGGACACGGAUAUCGAUUAUGCCGUAAAAACAUCCCACUUUGCGCUGUUCUUCAACCAGGGACAGUGUUGUUGCGCCGGGUCGAGGAUUUUUGUAGAGGACAAAAUCUACGACGAAUUCGUGAGCAAGAGCGUUGUCGAAGCAAAGAAUCGUAAGCUGGGUGACCCGUUUGACAUCAACACUGACCAGGGUCCACAAGUGGACAAUGACCAAAUGGUGAAGAUUUUGGAAUUGAUCGAGUCUGGCAAGAAGGACGGAGCGACCUUGCAUACUGGAGGCUCUCGAGCAAAAGCAUUUAAUGGCUUUUAUGUCGAACCAACUGUCUUCAGUGACGUUACAGACAAUAUGCGCAUUGCUAAGGAAGAGAUAUUUGGGCCCGUGCAACAAAUCAUGAGGUUCAAGUCAAUGGAUGAACUCGUGGAUCGUGCGAACAAUUCCAUUUAUGGUCUUGCUGCGUCAGUAUUCACUCAAGACAUUGACAAAGCUAAUUAUUUGAUUCAGCGCCUGAAAGCUGGAACUGUGUGGGUUAAUUGCUAUGAUGUUUUCGGAGCUCAAGCACCGUUUGGCGGAUACAAAAUGUCUGGACUUGGGCGAGAGCUUGGAGAAUAUGGUUUGCAAGCAUACACAGAGGUUAAAACUGUGACGACAAAGAUUCCGACGAAGAUAAGCUAA